Molecule: messenger RNA, 1941 nt
Organism: Prosopis cineraria
Lineage: Eukaryota; Viridiplantae; Streptophyta; Magnoliopsida; Fabales; Fabaceae
Product: transcription termination factor MTERF4, chloroplastic-like
Exons: 2
Coding region: 215-1795 (526 amino acids)
Biological process (GO): regulation of DNA-templated transcription
Molecular function (GO): double-stranded DNA binding
Source: RefSeq, a predicted model, not a curated record
UCCUCAAAAGUAAUUGUAAGUUUGUAACCCCGAGAAAACGCAAUCUUGUGGUGGCGGAUGCAUUUUUCCUUCGUCGACGAACUGGCGUUCUUCACUCCGUCGGACGCCGUCCACCGCUGUCAGCCUGCGGGGUUGUUCACAGGGAAGUAGUGAAGAAGGUUCGAACUCUAGGGCUUCCCCAGAACUCGAUUCAAUGAGAUUUAUCUCUUAAAAUAUGAUUACAAGAAGCUUUGCUGAUGGCAUAACGAAACCGAGUUUCCUACUAACACAGACAAAAAUGCCAAUUCUAACAUUUUGCCAUUCUAAGUUUAGUUCUUCAUUAACUCUACAGUUGCCUUGUAACUGCAUGAGAAGAAUGGGUUUGAUUACGCAAUUUAAAUGUUCUGUUGCUAAUAGAACAUUGACGUCUAGUUCUGUGGCUUCACCUACAUCCAAACCAGGCUCCAUUGGCUUGAACAGGAAACAAGGGCGUUCAUCCUCAUUAUAUAGUCGUCCUAGUUUAUCAGAAAUGAACAAAGAGAGGAUGGCAAACCGUGAGAAGGUUUACGCAUUCUUGCGGGGGAUUGGUAUUGUCCCUGAUGAGCUUGAUGGUCUGGAACUUCCUGUGACAGUUGAAGUCAUGAGGGAACGAGUAGACUUUCUUCACAAUUUAGGGCUUACAAUUGAAGACAUCAAUAAUUAUCCAUUAGUUCUUGGCUGCAGUGUCAAAAAGAAUAUGAUUCCUGUGCUUGAUUACCUUGGUAAAUUGGGAGUCAGGAAAUCUACUUUCACACAAUUCUUGCGGAGAUAUCCACAAGUUCUUCAUGCUAGUGUUGUUGUUGACCUUGAACCAGUGGUUAAGUAUCUUGAGGGGAUCGAUAUCAAGCCCAAUGAUAUUCCCCGGGUUCUCGAGACAUAUCCAGAAGUGCUAGGAUUCAAGCUUGAGGGAACCAUGAGCACAUCAGUUGCUUAUUUGGUUGGUAUUGGUGUUGGAAGAAGAGAAAUUGGAGGGGUUCUAACACGAUACCCUGAGAUUUUGGGAAUGCGAGUUGGCCGAGUAAUCAAGCCUUUUGUGGAGUACCUGGAAAGCUUGGGAAUUCCAAGAUUAGCCAUUGCAAGAAUAAUAGAGAAACGACCUUAUAUUCUUGGCUUUGGAUUGGCUGAGAAGGUGAAGCCAAAUGUUGAAGCUCUUGAAGCGUUCAAUAUUAGAAGAGCAUAUCUGCCCUCUGUAAUCGCACAGUUUCCUGAUAUCAUGGGAAUGGACUUGAAGCCAAGGCUAGAGAAUCAAAGCAAUUUACUCAAAUCUUUACUUGAUUUGGAUUCUCAAGAUUUUGGUAGAGUUGUUGAGAAGAUGCCACAGGUGAUCAGCCUCAGUAGUUCACCUAUGCUGAAGCAUCUUACUUUACUCAAGGAUUGUGGGUUUUCCUUGCAACAAAUGAAGAAGAUGAUUGUUGGUUGCCCUCAACUUCUCGCUUUAAACAUUGACAUCAUGAAACUUAGCUUUGAUUACUUUCAAAAGGAGAUGGGGAGGCCUUUAGAAGACUUGGUUGCUUUCCCAGCCUUUUUUACAUAUGGUCUGGAGUCAACUGUAAAACCUAGGCAUAAGAUGGUUGCCAAGAAGGGAGUGAAGUGUUCCCUCGCAUGGAUGCUUUGUUGCUCAGAUGACAAAUUUGAGCAACGAAUGGAUUAUGACACUAUUGACAUGGACGAAAUGGAAACGGGACCAUCAUUUGACAUGAAUGCACUGAUGGAACCAAGGAGUGAUGAGUCAGCUUCUGAUUACGAUGACACUGAUGAUGAUGAUGAUGAAGAAUAGAGUAGCCAGAUUUCUUCCCACCGUGAGGAUUUUGUGCUCUCCUAGGAGGAUCUUUGUAUAAAAGAGUAUGAAUGUUAUACUUCUGUAAAGGUGAAUUUCUACCUCAGAAGCAAUUGAGAGUUAAAUCGUAAUUUUUAUUCUUGUCA